UCUCUCCUUCGUUUUCCCAUUUUGUGAAGAUUAGGGUUUUCGUGGCUCUCUGUCUCUACCCUUCUCGUACUGUCUGAUCGAUUCUCUCUUUUGUUCAAGGAAGAUGGCUGCAUCUAGAGCCAAAUACAUCAUUGGUGCUACCGUGGGAUCUUUCGGGAUAGCCUACAUAUGUGACAAACUUGUUUCUGAUGACAAGAUAUUCGGAGGCACUACACCGGGAACGGUAUCUAACAAGGAGUGGGGGGCAGCCACUGAUGAGAAAUUCCAAGCGUGGCCCAGAACCGCUGGUCCUCCAGUCGUCAUGAACCCAAUCAGCCGUCAGAAUUUCAUUGUCAAGUCCCGCCCCGAAUGAGAACCACCUCUGUUUCAUCUUUUCCGAUUUCUUCUACAUAUGAUCUCUUUCUAAGCAAUGUUCUUGUCUUGCCUUUUGACAUCACUCAAAGCCCUAUUAGAUGUUAUGGUGGCUCUGAGACCUAUUCCAUUCUUCGUUUAUGCCAAAGAUUUCGGCCUCUCUAGCUGGGUUAUAAAUAAAUGAUGACAACUCUAUUGAUU
This is a messenger RNA of Tarenaya hassleriana, 552 nucleotides long. RefSeq lists its product as uncharacterized. The record is from RefSeq and is a predicted model, not a curated record. The coding region runs from base 104 to 352 and encodes 82 amino acids. NCBI's taxonomy places the organism in Eukaryota, Viridiplantae, Streptophyta, Magnoliopsida, Brassicales, Cleomaceae. The transcript has 3 exons.